This is a messenger RNA of Talpa occidentalis (Iberian mole), 713 nucleotides long. It is a transcript of the gene STMN4, whose product is annotated as stathmin 4. The transcript is spliced from 6 exons. Lineage: Eukaryota; Metazoa; Chordata; Mammalia; Eulipotyphla; Talpidae. Bases 63 to 713 code for a protein of 216 amino acids. Gene Ontology annotation, molecular function: tubulin binding. Gene Ontology annotation, cellular component: neuron projection; cytoplasm. The record is from RefSeq and is a predicted model, not a curated record. Gene Ontology annotation, biological process: microtubule depolymerization; regulation of microtubule polymerization or depolymerization; neuron projection development.
CUGAGCUGGUGACAGACCUACUGUGUGACUCUCAGUCCGGCUCAGCCUGCAGAUCCGGAAACAUGACCCUCGCUGCCUACAAAGAGAAGAUGAAGGAGCUCCCGCUGGUGUCCCUGUUCUGCUCCUGUUUCCUGGCUGACCCCCUGAAUAAGUCAUCCUACACGUACGAAGGCUGGUGUGGGAGACAGUGUCGGAGGAUAGAUCAAAGCCAGCGGAGAGACAGCGCUGACUGGAGAGAAAGAAGAGAGCAGGCCGACACGGUGGACCUGAACUGGUGCGUCAUUUCUGACAUGGAGGUCAUCGAGCUGAACAAGUGCACGUCCGGCCAGUCCUUCGAAGUCAUCCUGAAGCCGCCCUCCUUCGACGGGGUGCCCGAGUUCAACGCCUCCCUGCCCCGGCGGCGAGACCCGUCGCUGGAGGAGAUCCAGAAGAAGCUCGAGGCAGCCGAGGAGCGACGGAAGUACCAGGAAGCUGAGCUCCUGAAGCACCUGGCGGAGAAGAGAGAACACGAGCGGGAGGUGAUCCAGAAGGCCAUUGAGGAGAACAACAACUUCAUCAAGAUGGCCAAGGAGAAGCUGGCCCAGAAGAUGGAAUCCAACAAGGAAAACCGAGAGGCCCACCUCGCCGCCAUGCUGGAGCGGCUGCAAGAGAAGGACAAGCACGCGGAAGAGGUGCGGAAAAACAAGGAGCUGAAGGAAGAGGCCUCCAGGUAA